AUGAGGACUACUCUUGCCCUCUUGCUGACUGCUGUCAUAUGUGUGGAACAAGCCUAUGCAUUUAUGUGCUACGUGUGCCAGAAGGAGGAGUCCAACAAGAACUGUUUGACCAUUUCCAUGUGCUCAAAGGAAGACAAAUAUUGUGUGACUGUCCGGAAUGACAUUGGAACAAAGCCCAACGAGCCUAAGUAUGUCUACUCCAAGAUGUGUUCUCCAACGUGUCCAGCAAAAAGUCAGCAACAAAACCAAACCUAUCAGAAGGUUACUUGCUGUGAGAAGCCAUUAUGCAACGUGAAUGGAGCCAGCAGCAAGCAGAACAGCUAUGCAGUGAUGUCUCUGGGCAUCCUAGCUACUAUCGCUUAUAUCUUUACACCCGGACUGUAACGGCUUAGGAAAAGCUCUAAGUGAUGGCUUUGUUUGAAAUAAAAGUGUAUUGCUCUGGAAUAAUUCCUACCCUUAAAGAGUCACGCUUUGCA
Messenger RNA from Nothoprocta perdicaria, 476 nucleotides. Its product is annotated as lymphocyte antigen 6E-like. The transcript is spliced from 3 exons. The coding region runs from base 1 to 384 and encodes 127 amino acids. Lineage: Eukaryota; Metazoa; Chordata; Aves; Tinamiformes; Tinamidae. Gene Ontology annotation, molecular function: acetylcholine receptor inhibitor activity. The record is from RefSeq and is a predicted model, not a curated record.